Molecule: messenger RNA, 1047 nt
Organism: Amphimedon queenslandica
Lineage: Eukaryota; Metazoa; Porifera; Demospongiae; Haplosclerida; Niphatidae
Product: UPF0692 protein C19orf54 homolog
Exons: 1
Coding region: 67-984 (305 amino acids)
Source: RefSeq, a predicted model, not a curated record
AAAUGAAAUUCAUGACUCAUAACUUGAGGUCAGAAGUCUGAGGUAAUAUAGGUGCAAAGUUGAAAAAUGGCAGCUCCUGUUCCCCCUCCUCCUCCCCCAUGUCCCCCCUCUCUCCCUUCUCUUUCACCCCAGGAAGAUGAUCCAAUCAUUAUAGACCCUCCUAAUAUCCAAUCUGAGCUCUACAAUAUAAUAGAGAGAGAUCAUGCAGUUUCACUGGACACUAAUUCCUCAGAGAUCAUUACAGUAUCAAUUCUGCAUCAAAGCCUCAGGCCAGCCCUGCAGAGAAACAGGCCUAUGUGUGGGCUGGUUGCCUUGUGUAUGGCUGAUCAAAUAAUUCACAAUGAUACAAUAUGCAAGGACCCUAUGGAAGUACUGGAGAUGUCACGAGAAGCAGGUUUUAGCAGACAAGGAGAGAUAUUGUCAUCGGAUCAUUUACUGCAAUUAGCUAAAGGCGUUUUGAAUUGUACUGGUUCUAUUGUUAAUGUUGAAGAGAUAAGGUCUGUUGAUAUAAUUCGUUGGCUACUAGCAAGACAAGCUUUAUUGAUACCUUAUGAUUGUGACAAGGACCACACUCCAUUCCAGUGUUACGGACAUGCUGCUCACUGGUGUGUCAUAAUUGGAGCAAAUUUUACAGUUUCGCGGGAAAUUUACAAAUCUUUUAAUCUGACCUCUUCCUUCCCUUUACCACCUGAUCAUUACUAUCUUGAUAUGGUGGACGAGAGCGUUAGAAAAUUUCUAAGAGAUGAAAGAGUGAAGCAAGACAUAUUACAAAGAGAGGAUCAGUUUCACGUAUUUGCAAGGCAAGGAAAAAGUCGUCAUCUUUGUAUGUGGAAGCUGUCUCGUUUAUUGCAAAGUUGCAGCAAUUUAUAUGAACUUGGACCUCAUAGAGAUCCCAAGGAUUAUGUUCUGCCUGCUGGAAACUUAAAGGAAUGCUUGAAAUCACAAACUGUAUUGUUACACUCAAAAUUAUGUCCUAGUUAUUAGAACUCUUAUUACAGUACUAAUUUUGAAAUAAUUUUUUCUUGUCAUUUAGGGCAAUGGCUGAAA